AUGGAAGAAAAUUUGUCCUCUAGCCUUCCUGUAGUGCAGCCGCCACCAAAUUAUGGGAACUUGAUCACCGUUCUCAGCAUUGACGGCGGUGGAAUUAGGGGUAUCAUCCCCGCAACUAUUCUUUCUUUCUUCGAAUCUCAACUUCAGGAGCUGGAUGGGGAAGAGGCGAGACUCGCAGAUUACUUUGACGUGAUCGCCGGAACAAGUACCGGCGGUCUAAUAGCGGCCAUGUUAGCUGCUCCGGACGAAAAUAAACGUCCCUGCAUUGCCGCUAAGGAUAUCACGCCCUUUUAUCUGGAGCACGCCUCAAAAAUUUUCCAGCAAACAAGCGGGUUUUUGAAGUCAGUGAGAAGUUUUCUGGGAAAUUUAGCGGGACCCAAGUACGAUGAAAAAUACCUUCAUGGGCUGAUGAGGGACAAGCUAGGGGAAACUCGCUUGCAUGACACCGUAACCAAUCUUGUCAUACCAACAUUCGAUAUUAAGCGUUUGCAGCCAACCGUUUUCUCAUCCUAUGAGGUAAGAAGUUCACCAGACUUGGAUGUUAAACUCUCUGACAUUUGCAUUGGUACUUCGGCAGCUCCAACUUACCUUCCUGCCUACUACUUCACCAACCAAGAUGCUAAUGGAAAUGUUCGCGAAUUUGAUCUUGUCGACGGUGGCGUUGCUGCUAACAAUCCGACAUUAAUUGCCAUAAGCGAAGUGACAAAACAGAUCUACAAGCAAAAUCGAGACUUUUCCCCGCUCAAGCCAAUGGACUACAGUCGGUUCUUGGUGAUUUCGAUAGGAACUGGGUCGGCAAAAAUAGAGCAAAAAUACACAGCAAGCAUGGCAGCCGAAUGGGGCAUAAUAAAAUGGCUAUUUAAUAAUGGUGACGUCCCUAUAGUCGAUGUCUACAGUCAAGCUAGUUCUGACAUGGUCGAUUUACAUAUGUCCGUCAUAUUCCAAGCCCUCCAUUCUCAGGAUCGUUAUCUUCGUAUUCAAGAUGAUGAAUUGGCGGGGGAAGAAUCAUUGGUUGAUAUAGCUACAAAGGAGAACUUGGACAAACUUGUGCAGAUUGGGGAGCAGCUACUGAAGAAACCGUUGGCUAGAGUGAAUUUGGAGACCGGUUUGUCGGAGCCACUUGAAAAUGGUGUUACUAAUAAGGAUGCUCUCAAAAGGUUUGCAAAACUACUCUCGUCGGAGAAAAGGCUUAGAGAAGCAAAACUAUCUGCGAAAAAGAAUUGA
This is a messenger RNA of Morus notabilis, 1224 nucleotides long. RefSeq names its product patatin-like protein 1. Gene Ontology annotation, molecular function: glycerophospholipase activity; monoacylglycerol lipase activity. Gene Ontology annotation, biological process: lipid metabolic process. The record is from RefSeq and is a predicted model, not a curated record. Lineage: Eukaryota; Viridiplantae; Streptophyta; Magnoliopsida; Rosales; Moraceae. The transcript has 7 exons. The coding region runs from base 1 to 1224 and encodes 407 amino acids.